This is a messenger RNA of Triticum aestivum (bread wheat), 1897 nucleotides long. RefSeq lists its product as uncharacterized. Lineage: Eukaryota; Viridiplantae; Streptophyta; Magnoliopsida; Poales; Poaceae. The record is from RefSeq and is a predicted model, not a curated record. The coding region runs from base 428 to 1573 and encodes 381 amino acids. The transcript has 15 exons.
CGCGUGAUAUUCUACCCCACCCGCCGCUGUACCACCACCUCUACCACGACUAGUACUGCCAGGGAGGGGCCGAGCGAAGAAGGGUUUGGUCCUGUCGGCCUUCGCUGCCACCUCCUCCUCCCCCCGCCACCGCGCCCACGGGCUCGCCUACCGCGCCGACUUCACGCCGGGGACCCCCUCUCCGCCGCCGCCCGCCGCCGAACCUGCGGGUCGGCGACGCCCUCGCCGGACCCCCGAGGGAGGCGGGCUCCCGGGCUGCUGAGCCCAGCCAGCAGGGCCGCCGCCGCCGCCGCCGGAUCGCUGGCGCGGCCGCCCCGAUCCGCGAGGACACGAGCCGCCGCCCGCGGAUUUGCUACAAGUUCUUCAGCGGUGCGGAAACCGUUCUGCUAACAAGUUCCAUCGCCGCCAAACGAUACUGACAGCCCCCAUGGCAAAGCCCGGCAUUCUAGGCCGGAGCAGCAGCAUGCCAAGAUCAAAUGAAGGCAUGAGGCUUGUAUUCUCAGCAGUUAUCGGUAUUAUGCUAGGUUACUUGUUUGGGAUAUCCUUCCCCACAGUCAAUAUAACCAAGCUUCAUUUCCCUUCCAGUAUUGUUUCCUAUAUUGAAGAUAGAAACUCCGGAAUCACAACCCAAACAUUGUUGAACCAUGCAUGGACAUCUGCAAACAGUCACAAGAAGAACAAUUCUGAUUCCAAGUCUGAUGAAAUUCCUAAGAUUUAUGUUACCUCAAACCCUAAAGGUGCUGAAAGGCUCCCACCAGGUAUUGUCGUAUCUGAAACAGACCUCUAUCUGCGAAGAUUGUGGGGUGAACCUAGUGAGGAUCUUACUAUCCAGCCAAAGUACCUUGUUACAUUUACAGUUGGAAUUGCGCAAAAGGCAAAUAUUGACGCAGCAGUCAAAAAGUUCUCGGAGAACUUCACAAUUAUGCUGUUCCACUAUGAUGGUCGGACUACUGAAUGGGAUGAAUUUGAGUGGUCAAAAAGGGCCAUCCAUGUGAGUGUUAGCAAGCAAACUAAGUGGUGGUAUGCCAAGAGAUUUUUACAUCCCGAUGUCGUUGCCCGGUAUGACUACAUAUUUAUCUGGGAUGAGGAUCUAGGUGUUCAACAUUUCAAUGCAGAGGAGUACAUCAAGCUUGUUAGGAAGCAUGGGCUGGAGAUCUCUCAACCUGGUUUGGAACCUGAUAGAGGUCUGACAUGGCAAAUGACUAAGCGGCGUGGUGAUCGAGAAGUUCACAAAGUAACCGAGGAGAGGCCAGGCUGGUGUUCGGAUCCCCAUCUGCCACCGUGUGCAGCAUUCGUAGAAAUUAUGGCAACUGUGUUCUCUAGGGAUGCAUGGCGCUGUGUAUGGCAUAUGAUUCAGAACGACUUGAUCCAUGGAUGGGGCCUCGAUUUUGCUCUUAGGAAAUGUGUGGAGCCAGCUCAUGAGAAAAUUGGAGUUGUUGACGCUCAGUGGAUUGUUCAUCAGGGUGUUCCAUCACUUGGUAACCAGGGCAAGUCGGAGAAUGGAAGAGCACCAUGGGAAGGGGUAAGCACAAUCUUACUGAUUUCAUUACGUAUUCUUCACAUUUCAAUGUAAGAGGGCGGUGUAGAAAAGAGUGGGGGAUAUUCCAGGCAAGGCUGGCCGAUGCCGAGAAGAAGUAUUACUUGGAUCAAGGGAUCACGCCGCCGAAUUCGACUUCAGUCUAGACGAAAUCACACGGUGCACAGGAACCAUAUUAGGUUUCUGUUGAGGAAACCUGGCCCUUACCUGCUCAGUAUCGUUCAUGAUGAAAAUAGCAGCUGCCUACUAGUAUAGCUGAAGCUCCCGGGCCAGACCACGUAGUAUAUUAUUGUACCGAUGCCACUUACGGUGGAUUCAGAAUAUGAGUUAGAAGUACAUCUUAUUUAGACACUUUUGCAA